Messenger RNA from Symbiodinium sp. CCMP2592, 1083 nucleotides. NCBI's taxonomy places the organism in Eukaryota, Dinophyceae, Suessiales, Symbiodiniaceae. The record is from the annotation of a GenBank genome assembly.
AUGCAGAUUGAGAAGUUCGACAAUCCGACAAGUUGCUACAACUGGCACUUCGUCAGCUACCCUCAUCCAGAUGACUUGGAUGCAACAGCUUUGCAGCAGCACAUUGCUGGUGUCUUCAUGAAUGUGUGGUCCUCGGACUGGUGGGAUACUUCAAGUCAAGCUGGCCCUAAAGUUCGUCCACAGUCUGACACCGAACGCCUUGUCGUGCCAAGCUUGGAAGUCUUGUCGCUGGACACAGACUUCAAGGUGACGUUGCCGGAAUCGGUGAAGUCAGCACUGGGCACCAGCAAAUCCGAGUCUUUGCAGAAGAAGGUGAAUGCCCUGAAUCUGCAGUCGGCUCCUCUGGGAAGCAGUACUCCCGCAGCCGUCUCUGGAGCAGGGGCAGGGCAAGCUGAAGGGAGGAAAAGUUACAGCGCCUACACAAACAAGAAGCUACGUUUGAUUUUUCGGUUAGAGCACAGUGGCGGGAAGUCUGCAGCCUUCGACACUGCAUUGAGGUCCUUCGUCCAGGCUCCCGCAUCAUCUUGCGACAAGAUUGAUGUCUUUAUCGAGACUGGCACCGAGCCAGGAAUUUACCUUGGCAACACGAGCGAAAGCGAGACUGUGACGAUGGAAGCCGGGGAGUUGUGCGGUUUCAACCUUGGAAGCUUAGUGGAGAGAGCGCAAGGCAUGGCACGGAACAACAAGGACAAGCACUUGCCGUUUAUGUUGGAGAAUGAUUGGUCCUUGGUCGUGUUCCUCGACCCCGUCCGUGGUAAGGUAGCCAUGUCUGUGGCAGACCUCGUGUGCCACGCAACCCAAACGCAUGGAAUCACGGAAGUGAACCUUGUGGACCACAAGCUCCAACAGAUGCUCGAGGACGAUGGUGUCUCGCUGAGGAUGUUUCGCUACACAUUGGAGCCGAAUGCCAAGUUGAAUUGCUUUGAGCCCAAGGCUCUGGAGGAGGGUGCCGAUGCCAGGUCCUCUCAACUUGGGGCUGCUAUGCGUGGUCGCUUCACCAAGUACCCUUUGAGCGGCCCCAACUGUGCCUUGUUGUGGGAGGCACGACGCGGGUUCAAGUUGAAGUUGAUGUUUCAUCUCUGA